CAAAUUCAACUCAUAUCUCAAAGCACCACUGCUGCAUCACCUCUCACAUUACAGUCCUACUGAAGCAUCCGCCGUACGUAUCCCCGAGCGACAAAUGAUCAAAUGCCCUGGAAGCGUGGAAACCACCCCUUUCUCCUACUCCUGACUCCUCCCCCUACUGCUUUUGCCCCUCCCCCUGCUCGUGUGACGUCACGGCCGUUUAAAGCUGCUCCUCGAGCGCAUCCGCCGGCCGCUCGCCGCACGCCCGCUCUUCUCCGCCAAUGCUUCUUCACACCGUUUCUGACUCGGGUGUGAGUCCCACGCGUGGGGAGCACCGCCAACGCAAGUGGGGAUCGCCGCUUCCCCGCCAGCCUCUGCUCAUCAAGGAAGGAGACCCAAGAGGAACCAUUGCCCGGCGAUGAACGCCUCGUCGUUGUCGGCCAACGACUCUGAGUCGUUUUGGGCGGACGCGGAUCGCAACGCCACGCCGGCGUCGUGGUCCGAGGACGCCCCCGCGCCCUUCGCCGUCAACCCCUGGGACAUCAUGCUGUGCAUGUCGGGCACGGCCAUCGCCUGCGAGAACGCCAUCGUGGUGGCCAUCAUCUUCUACACGCCGGCGCUCAGGACUCCCAUGUUCGUGCUGGUGGGCAGCCUGGCCACGGCCGACCUGCUGGCGGGCGUGGGCCUCAUCCUCAACUUCGUCUUUCGUUACGUGGUCUCCUCGGAGACUGUCAGCCUGCUGACGGUGGGCUUCUUAGUGGCGUCCUUCGCCGCCUCCAUCAUCAGCUUGCUGGCCAUCACGGUGGACCGCUACUUCUCGCUGUACAACGCCCUCACGUACUUCUCGGAGAAGACUUUGCGCUCGGUGCACGUGAUGCUGCUGGCCACCUGGGGCGUGUCGCUGCUGCUGGGGCUGCUGCCCGUGCUGGGCUGGAACUGCCUGGACCGGCCGGAGACGUGCAGCGUGGUGCGACCGCUGACGCGCGGCAACAUCACGCUAUUGGCCGCCGCCUUUUUCGUCAUCUUCGCGCUCAUGCUGACGCUCUACUUCAAGAUCUGCAAGAUCGUGUGCCGCCACGCGCACCAGAUCGCCCUGCAGCAGCACUUCUUCGCCACCUCGCACUACGUAGCCACUAAAAAGGGCGUGUCCACCCUGGCUAUUAUCUUGGGGACCUUCGGCGCUAGCUGGUUGCCCUUCGCCAUCUACUGCCUGGUGGGCGAACGGGACUACCCGUCGGUGUACACGUACGCCACGUUGCUGCCCGCCACCUACAACUCCAUGAUCAACCCCAUCAUCUACGCCUACAGGAACGCCGAGAUCCAGCGUUCCAUCUACAUGCUACUGUGCGGCUGCUUUCGAGCCAACGCCGCCUACCGCUCAAGGUCGCCUAGCGAGGUUUGAAGCCAGAACAAAAAAGUGUCGCGCGGGACUCCUAGCGGCGCCGGCUAGCUAGUCUGUCGGCGGAACCGCUCUUAAAAACUGAAACGGUACCAGAGAAAAGGAUGCUACGGUCGCAGAAUUUUGAGAUUAAAGUCGUAAUGUUAAAAGAAAUCAUCAUUUCGGAUGGUAAAAUUAUAAUAGUACGAGAUGGGCAUUGUAAAAUUAGGAGAUGAUUGUCAAGAUGCUACAAAAUUCUAAUAUUUUCCACACUAUAAGGCGCAUUGGAGUAUAAGGCGCACAUUCAAUUACCAUAAUUUUCGCUGCAUAAGGCGCACCUGACUAUAAGCCACCACCCAGCAAAUUUGGCAGGAAAAUUUGUUCAUAGAUAAGCCCAUAAGCGGAGUUUAAGGGUGGCCACCGGUGGCCGAAUAGUGUCAUUGCAUGUAAUUGACUUCCCUAUAUAUAUAAAAGUUGUAUAUAAAAUACAUAAAGCAAACAACAAAAAUGAAUGACGUGAACAAAAAGAUAUUUUUUAUAAUGGGUCAAAAUAAUUUUUCAAACAGAUCACGUGACGAGCAUCUUAGACGGUCAUUUGCUUUGCAUAUUAUUUAAAAAAAAAAAAAAAAUUAGAAAAAAUUAAAAUAUUAAUUUUAUUUUUCUGAUUUUUUGGGGGGGGUGAAUUGAAUGAUUUAGACACAAAUGUCACACAAAAAGGAUUGCUAAAAUCAAAGAAAAAACUUUUAAUUAAAAAUUAAGUGUUCAAAUGCAAAUAUUUGCAUCUCAAAUAUUUUUUCACAUUCAAAAACUUUUUCUAUGAUUGAAAUUUUCUUUUUUUUUUUUUUUUGGAUUGAAGUGAUUUUUCUUUUGAAAAUUUAUAGUUUUUUGUUUGAAGCAACUUAUUUUUUCAUUGAAUAAUAAAGACACACGUCCUAGCCAAACUGUGGCCCAAAUACAAAACAACAUUAUUUCAAUCAAAUAAGUUACUUCAACCCAAAAAAUUGACUUCAAUCUAAAAAAAAAAAAAAAAAAAUCCAAAGAA
Messenger RNA from Corythoichthys intestinalis (scribbled pipefish), 2399 nucleotides. RefSeq names its product G-protein coupled receptor 6. NCBI's taxonomy places the organism in Eukaryota, Metazoa, Chordata, Actinopteri, Syngnathiformes, Syngnathidae. The record is from RefSeq and is a predicted model, not a curated record. Gene Ontology annotation, cellular component: plasma membrane; cytoplasm. Gene Ontology annotation, biological process: regulation of metabolic process; adenylate cyclase-activating G protein-coupled receptor signaling pathway. The transcript has 2 exons. Gene Ontology annotation, molecular function: sphingosine-1-phosphate receptor activity. Bases 398 to 1381 code for a protein of 327 amino acids.